UCAAGGUCAUCUUUGGCAGAUUAUAUUCAAAACGUUUUAAUAGCAACUGCAGGUCGUUCAAACGAUGGAGCAGACACCUCAAAAAAUGGCCGUUAGCUCCCAAGAAGCUUACGUGCUAUCCAUAAUGCAUUCUCUAUGGAAAAACCGAUCCAUUGCAGUCAUACUUGGUUUAAAGAUUCCUGAACUACUCUGCAACAGCGAAAAGCCAUCCAUGAGUAUUGAAGAGAUCGCUACAAAGUCAGGUUGUCAGUCAAGUACGCAGCUAUACGCCUUGAUGAGACUUCUCGCUCGAUGGGGAAUCGGUAGAGAGCUUGAAAAUAAGCAUUUCACUAAGAAUGAAAGCAUGGAAGUGUUAAGACGAGACAAAGGUCCAAGUGUAGGUCAUGCGUUCGAAUACUACUGUAGCGAGGAGCAUUACAGUGCUUUGAGGUCAUUGGGGUCGUGCGUGAAGCAAGGCAAACCUGCAUUUAUUCUGGAACACGGAAUGGAUCAUUUUACUUACAUGUAUGACCUGGUAAAAUGCUACGAUCAAUCAAAGAUGUUUGAAGGAUCGUCUGAGCACAAGAUAGGAAGCGAUGAUCGCAGAAGGGAGUUCGCCGAUAACUAUUCCAGUGCCAUGUUGCACUUUUCACAUCUGGCAGCACCUUCAGAUAAAACUGGUGUGAAUACUGUUUACAAUGUAUUUCCCUGGAUUAUUUACUUUUCUAACGUAAACGCUUAG
Messenger RNA from Exaiptasia diaphana, 721 nucleotides. RefSeq names its product mitomycin biosynthesis 6-O-methyltransferase. NCBI's taxonomy places the organism in Eukaryota, Metazoa, Cnidaria, Anthozoa, Actiniaria, Aiptasiidae. The coding region runs from base 65 to 721 and encodes 218 amino acids. The record is from RefSeq and is a predicted model, not a curated record. The transcript has 3 exons.